Messenger RNA from Nylanderia fulva, 1286 nucleotides. Its product is annotated as venom allergen 3. The record is from RefSeq and is a predicted model, not a curated record. Lineage: Eukaryota; Metazoa; Arthropoda; Insecta; Hymenoptera; Formicidae.
GCAUAUUUGCAUUCUUUCAAGGAUACUGUUUUUUCUGUGCUCGUAUGAUUAUUUUCGCUCCUGAUAUCCGUGUGCAGUCCGAUUGCGAGGGCGCGGAUUGCGUCGAUAUGGAGUACGGCGAUCUCGAUGGGGUGGAUAUCGAAACCGUGCUCGACAGUCAUAAUUUUUAUCGGAUCGCUCUGGCGAGCGGCAAGACGAGCCGCGGAAAUCCCGGGUUGCAACCCGCCGCGAGGACCAUGAUGGAAUUGAUCUGGGACGACGAACUCGCCGUUAUAGCACGUCGAUGGGCGUUGCAGUGCAAGCUCUUCGAGGAGGAUCAGUGCCGAGACAUUGAACGAUUUGGCGUAUGGCAGAACGUGAACAGCCUCGACAUGGACAGCGUAGAAAAUAGCACGAGUAGGGAAAGAAUUCACUUUCAUAUUACGUCGUGGUACGACGAGGUAGAGGACUUCGACAACGCGGAAAUCGGACUAGUGAACUACUCUAGCGCGACGUGGCAACUCUCCUCUUACAUUCCCCUCGCAUCGGCGACGUUCAUUUACGUUGGUUGCGGCCGCGCGAUUUACACGCUCGACUUGAACAAGACCGCGACGACGCCCGGCGGGUUUGGGAAUCGGGUCGAAGUACUCGUGUGUAAUUACGGACCCGUCGAUCGCACCGCGCCCCGGCAGCUCUACAAGCUUGGCAGACCGAGUCUAUGCCCAUCCGGAACCUUCCCCAGCAACCGUUAUCAAUCCCUCUGCAGUUUAAGUGCAGACUCUACCUUAGAAGAGACUUCAACUGGUCUCUAAUAUUUUUUUAAAAAUUUUAAGGUAGAUUUUAAAGAAGAGAAAAAUUAUUAAAAAUGUAAACGCUAUGAGACAAAGAAUGUCUGUAUAUAUUAUAAUUUGGGGAUUCUUUAGAUUAUUUGACAAUUUGUUUAUUUGAAAGCAGAUUACAUAACAGCAUAUAAGACGAUCCAGCAACCGUUAUCAAUCCCUCUGCAGUAAGUGCAGACUCUACCUUAGAAGAGACUUCAACUGGUCUCUAAUAUUUUUUUAAAAAUUUUAAGGUAGAUUUUAAAGAAGAGAAAAAUUAUUAAAAAUGUAAACGCUAUGAGACAAAGAAUGUCUGUAUAUAUUAUAAUUUGGGGAUUCUUUAGAUUAUUUGACAAUUUGUUUAUUUAAAAGCAGAUUACAUAACAGCAUAUAAGACGAUCCAGCAACCGUUAUCAAGUAAGUGCAGACUCUAUCUUAGAAGAGACUUCAACUGGUCUCUAAUAUUUUUAAAAAAAUUUUAAGAUAGAU